UUUCCAUUUUCUCCCUUCUGCCUUCAACCAACCACUGUUAAAACUUCUUCCUCUUCUCCCUUCUCCCCUCUCCUUCCUCCUCCUCCGUCUCCAUCUCCAUCUCCAUCCUCAAUCUCAGCUCCAGACCCUCUUCCACGUCUCCAUCUCGGUCCCUCUUGCCCGUUCAAUGCGAGUUGGGUCGCUCAGAGGCCAGAAUCAGCUCCCGCGUCUUCCAUUUUUUUGGCGCCGCCGAUGAGGCCAAUCCGACGGAAUCUUCCAGCUGGGAAUUAGGGUUUUCCUGUGUGGCUUAUCCGAUACAGUAACAUUGGGUGGUACCUUAUCUAUUGCAAUAACAAAUUAGCUCAAAUGUCUGGAAGUUGGGAUGAAAGUUACGACCAUGGUAGCCAGUCUGAUGAUAGUUAUCAAUUUGAGAGACUCCAUAUGGAGCCCAUGUACGAGGCAUUCAUAUGCCCUUUAACGAAACAGGUUAUGCUUGAUCCUGUUACCUUAGAAAAUGGUCAAACUUUUGAACGUGAGGCUAUCGAGAAGUGGUUUAAGGAAUGCAGAGAGAGUGGAAGGAGACUGGUUUGCCCAUUGACGCUAAACGAGUUGAGAAGUGCCGAUUUGAACCCAAGCAUUGCCCUGCGGAACACCAUUGAAGAAUGGACUGCUAGGAACGAGACUGCCCAACUCGACAUGGCUAAGAGGUCAUUAACUUUGGCAAGUCCUGAAGGUGAUAUUCUGCGUGCAUUGAAAUCUAUCCAGUAUAUAUGUCAGAAGAGCCGGCUGAAUAAGCAUGUAGUGAGGAACAUGGGGCUUCUGCCAAUGAUUAUCGACAUGCUAAAGAGCGGUAGCCCUCAAGUCAGAUGCAAAGCUCUGGAAACACUUAGGAUCUCAGCUGAAGAAGAUGCCAAUAUUAAGGAAACAAUGGCCGAGGGUGAAAUUGUGCGGACCAUUGUAAAGUUCUUGUCUCAUGAACAAUCGAAAGAGAGGGCGGAUGCUGUUGCUCUACUUUAUGAGCUGUCCAAAUCUGAGCUCUUGUCUGAGAAGAUUGGCUCCGUAAAUGGUGCCAUUCUCAUCUUGGUGGGAAUGUCUAGCAGUAACUCAGAGAAUGUUUUGACUGUUGAGAUGGCUGAGAAAACACUAGAAAAUCUGGAGAGUUGUAAGAAUAAUGUGCGGCAGAUGGCUGAAAAUGGGCGACUGCAACCUCUUUUGACACAACUCCUCGAAGGAUCAUCAGAGACUAAACUGUCGAUGGCUAGUUAUCUUGGCGAACUUGCUUUGAACAAUGACGUAAAAGUUCUUGUGGCCAGAUCUGUGGGCUCGUCGCUGAUCAGCUUAAUGAAAAGUGGUAACAUUCAGUCAAGAGAAGCCUCUCUAAAAGCCCUAAACCAGAUUGCUUGUGAGACGAGUGCCAAGGUCUUGAUAGACUCGGGGAUUCUCCCUCCUCUUGUAAAGGACCUGUUCAUGGUUGGAGCUAAUCAACUCCCCAUGCGAUUGAAGGAGGUUGCCGCUACUAUCCUUGCUAAUAUUGUCAACUCGGGCAUUGACUUUGACUCUAUACCAGUUGGGUCCGACCACCAGACCUUGGUCUCAGAAGACAUAAUCCACAGCCUGCUCCACCUGAUUAGCAACACGGGCCCUGCAAUCGAGUGCAAGCUCCUUCAGGUUCUUGUUGGGCUCACAACCUCUACCUCUACAGUUCAUAGCAUUGUUUCCGCCAUUAAAAGCUCGGGUGCCACCAUCAGUCUCGUUCAGUUUAUUGAGGCUCCGCAGAGGGAUCUGAGGUUAGCUUCCAUAAAACUUCUCCAUAACCUCUCCCCUCACAUGGAUCAUGAAUUAGCCGAUGCUCUUCGUGGUGCCGUGGGCCAACUUGGGAGCCUAAUUAAGGUCGUGACAGAGAAUAUAGUGAUCACCGAGGAGCAAGCGGCAGCUGCUGGGCUUCUAGCAGAGCUUCCAGAGAUGGAUCUCGGCCUCACGAGGCAGAUGCUCGAUGAAGGAGCCUUCCAACAGAUCAUCUCAAGAAUCUAUCAAGUUCAUCAAGGAGAGGCCCGUGGAAUAAGGUUCAGGACUCCUUACUUUGAAGGGCUCGUGAGAGUCCUUGCAAGGGUUACCUCUAUUCUCUCCGAAGAGCCUGCUUCCAUUGAACUGUGCCGACAGAACAGCCUUGCUGCCCUCUUUAUCGACCUCCUCGAGCUCAAUGGGCACGACAAGGUACAGAUGGUGUCUGCCAUGGCACUAGAAAACUUGUCACAGGAAUCGAAGAACUUGACAAAAUUGCCUGAGUUACCGCCCCCGGGAUUCUGCGGGAUCAUCUUCCCAUGUUUCAGUAAUCAGCCCGUGAUAACUGGACUAUGUAGGCUCCACCAUGGGACAUGUUCCUUAAGGGAAACAUUCUGUCUCGUCGAGGGACAGGCCGUGGAGAAGCUAGUGGCCCUGCUAGACCACACAAAUGAGAGAGUGGUUGAGGCUUCCCUCGCAGCUCUCUGUACAUUGUUGGAUGAUUCGGUGGACAUAGAACGAGGGGUUUCAAUCCUGUGUGAUGCAGAAGGGAUAAGACCGAUUCUCAAUGUUCUGCUCGAGAAGAGGACCGAUAACUUGAUGAGGAGGUCCGUUUGGGCUGUGGAGAGGCUGCUGAGGAGUGAGGACAUAGCCCUGGAAGUGUCUGGAGAUCCAAACGUCGGCACAGCGUUGGUGGAUGCCUUCCAGCAUGGAGACUACAGAACCAGGCAGGUCGCAGAGCACGCCCUUAAGCAUGUUGAUAAGAUACCAAACUUCUCUGGGAUCUUCCCAAACAGGGGAUAGUCUCGGAGCUUUGCUGUGUGUAGUAUGUAAAUCAAUUUUUUGGACAGUCUGUUGUAGUCAAUUUUUCAUACUAUGUUUAAGUAGAUGACAUUUACUUACACGGGAUGUCUCCGUAAAGGGUUUUCGAGGAGUCUCGGUUGCUGUUUCUUUCUUUCAGUUUAGCUCUGAUUUACCGUACUGUAUUUAUGUAUGUAUGCAAGUGAAAAUGUCGUAAACUUUUUUGCAGAAAGAGCUCUGUUGCUCAGUUGCUAUUUGCAGAACGUGCUUUGAUGUGA
Messenger RNA from Punica granatum (pomegranate), 3059 nucleotides. The record is from RefSeq and is a predicted model, not a curated record. Lineage: Eukaryota; Viridiplantae; Streptophyta; Magnoliopsida; Myrtales; Lythraceae.